Molecule: messenger RNA, 717 nt
Organism: Pollicipes pollicipes
Lineage: Eukaryota; Metazoa; Arthropoda; Thecostraca; Pollicipedomorpha; Pollicipedidae
Product: regulator of nonsense transcripts 3B
Exons: 5
Coding region: 1-717 (238 amino acids)
Biological process (GO): nuclear-transcribed mRNA catabolic process, nonsense-mediated decay; positive regulation of translation
Cellular component (GO): cytoplasm; nucleolus
Molecular function (GO): mRNA binding
Source: RefSeq, a predicted model, not a curated record
AUGGCUAUCAAGGGUCGCUCACACUCUGAGAACAGGUUCUAUACAAAUUCCAAGGACAAGAACAAACAUCCUCCCACGAAGGUGGUGAUCCGUCGGCUGCCCCCCGACAUGACGCUGGAGACGUUCCGGGACCAGGUGGCUCCCCUCCCCGAGCACGACCACAUCCGGUUUGUCCCAGCCGACCCCGGUCUGGCGCAGCAUGCCUUCUCGCGAGCCUACAUCAACUUCCUCCACAUGGACGACAUCGUCACGUUUCGGGACCGGUUCGAUGGCUACGUCUUCGUCGAUAAGCAAGGGUUCGAGUUUCCGGCGCUGGUAGAGUUCGCCCUGUACCAGCGGACGCCACGGCGGCGCGCGCGGAAGCCGGACGCCAAGAGCGGCACCAUCGCCGACGACGCCGGCUACCAGGCGUUCCUGCAGGAGUGCGAGCAGCCGCCAGAGGCCAGCCCAACCACCUGGGAGGAGACGCUUGAACAGAUCGAGAAACGCCACAGCGAGCUCAAGGAAAACCAAGUGAUUACACCCCUUGUUACAUUCGUCUGUCGGAGAAGAGCCGAAAGGAAGGAGGAAAGGCGGCGGAAAGAGAUCGAGAGGAGGAAAGAAGAAACCCGGAAGGCCAAGGAAAAGCUGAGCAAAGAAAAGCGAGAAGCAAGAGAAAAGGGCCGACACGACACCAAAGAGUCCUCUAAGCUCCGAGGCGUCGGCGGCGGCCGGUAA